Messenger RNA from Physella acuta, 6594 nucleotides. RefSeq lists its product as uncharacterized. Gene Ontology annotation, molecular function: protein binding. NCBI's taxonomy places the organism in Eukaryota, Metazoa, Mollusca, Gastropoda, Physidae. The record is from RefSeq and is a predicted model, not a curated record.
UUCGAGAUGGCACAAUUGAAAUGUAGAUCUAUGAGUUCUGUGUUUAUUAAACAUAUGACUGAAAAAGAUGAUUUUCAAACUAUUUGUUUGACUGAAGCUUUGAUUGAUUUCUUAACUCUUCACCCUGUGUCAGAAAAUGGAAAGUCGGACUACUCAGGUUUUUUCAGUAAAAAAAGAAAAGCCUCUACCACGCCUGAAGCUCAGAAAACUAAAAAAGUUAAGGGAGAUCUGGACUGUAAAUUGUCCCACACAACUUUAAAACAGAAGCUAAAUAGCACAGAGGCAACUCUAACAACUGAUACACACAAGCAGAAAAAAUCCACAAAAAGUAGAACUAAUACUUGUUUACAUGAUUCACAUAAUUUACCUCCUUUAUCAACUGACUGCCAAGCGACUUUAAACUCUGACUUAAAAUGUGGAGCUAUGCCUUCUAAGAUUGUGUCUAUAAAACAUGUUUGUAAAGACGAGGGACUGACAAUAGUACCAUACUUGAAUCCUAAUUUGAGCAAUGGAUCAUUCCCUAAUCCUGAAGCUACCAAGAAGAAGGAUAAUUACAAUUAUAAUGAAGAAAUAGCUGAAAAUUCUGUGGGUACUUUACAAAAUUUGAUACCACACAAUAGAGGUGCAGCUAAUAGGGGGAAUGCUCACACAAACAAGAAAGGAACUGAAGCUGUGAGUAGUAAUUUUAGCAUCGGUAAAAGAGUAGAAAAUGAUGGUUGUAAUAAUUCAAAAUCUGUGGAGAAUGGGGUACAAUCACAUAGGAAUGGUAGUGGUGUAGCUAAAAACAGAACGGAUAGAGUUGAGAACAAUGGUCACUCGUCUGUACAGCUAGCAAGUCAUGUGGGAAAAUUUCAAAACAUUAUUUCACCUCUCAAAGGCAGCACUGCAAAAACAGCAAACACAGUCCGAAAACCUGGAAAAGAAACAAUUGUGCCGCUAGAAAAUGGAUCUCCGGUUAAAACUGUCACCCCGUUUGAUGAAUAUUCAGCUGGGAAAAAUGAGACACAACAAACUACCCUUGUGGCUGGUUACAUAGCUAUCUCAAAAAACACGAAACAUAAAAAAGCAACAAGUGCUGUAUCAAGCAAGGAUUUUUCUGUUAAGUAUGAAGCCUCAACGGAAAAUUAUGGUGUGAAAAAUGUGCCACAAACUGUUGUUUCUCCAGCUAAAAACACCACAAGACAAGACAAACAGCCACAAACAGUUGUUUCUCCAGCUAAAAACAUCACAAGACAAGACAAACAGCCACAAACUGUUGUUUCUCCAGCUAAAAAUCUGACAAGACAAGACAAACAGCCACAAACUGUUGUUUCUCCAGCUAAAAACAUCACAAGACAAGACAAACAGCCACAAUUUGUUGUUUCUCCAGCUAAAAACACCACAAGACAAGACAAACAGCCACAAACUGUUGUUUCUCCAGCUAAAAACAUCACAAGACAAGACAAACAGCCACAAUUUGUUGUUUCUCCAGCUAAAAACACCACAAGACAAGACAAACAGCCACAAACUGUUGUUUCUCCAGCUAAAAACACCACAAGACAAGACAAUCAGCCACAAACUGUUGUUUCUCCAGCUAAAAACACCACAAGACAAGACAAACAGCCACAAACUGUUGUUUCUCCAGCUAAAAACACCACAAGACCAGACAAACAGCCACAAACUGUUGUUUCUCCAGCUAAAAAUCUGACAAGACAAGACAAACAGAGCCUAGAAGAAAGUGUGCCAGCUUUACAUGCAACCCCUGCACCUUGUUCACCAGUUUUAGAUGUGAGGUAUACCACAGUAAAUCCCAAAACCUCUGCUGGCCCAUACUCAUCACUUGCACACAGGCAAAAAGACGCCAACACAAGUAAGGAAUAUGUGGCUAAUAAUUAUAAAAAGUCUCCUGUGAAGUCUACUGUGAUCAAAGCAGAUUAUGAGAUUUCACCCAAAGUAAAAAUAAUCAGAAGAAUAGAUGAGAUCAACAAGGCAGCAAUUAAUACAAAGGAACAGAACAUAAAUAAAACCACAUCUUUGAGUUGUGUGGAUUCACCUGUCCCCAACAAGUCCUCUCAUAACCACAAACAAGCUUCCAGAAAGCGUAGGUACCAUUACACAGCCAAGAAAGCUUCAAAUUCUAGGGAAAACAUAGACUCCAAGAGCUCCAAAAGAAAUUUGAAAUCUAUAGACCAGCUGGCGGCCAACCUGGCCAAUGUUAAGUUUGGUCUUCUUUUAUCUGCUGUGACAUCAUCAAGAACCAGUACAGACAGUAUAGAAAGUGAUAAACAUUGCUCAAAGAAUCAGACUUCCAAGUCUCCAAACAAACCACAGAGGAGGAAGCGGCGUUCCAGGAGUUCUCUGUGUUUGACUGAUGAAGAGACCAGUGUGGUGAAAGAUUUAAUUAGAAAACAAAGAUUCAGUACAGCUAAAUCUAAGGACAGAUCUGCUGCUCUGGAAUCUGAUGCAGUCAGUGCCUUGCUCAGCCUGGGGAAAAAUGCCUUGAGUAAACAGGCAGAGGUGGAGGUUACAGUGUCAGCAGCACCAAAGGAAGUAGCAACCUCAAGAAGGCGAAGUAGUUUACAGCAGCAAGUUGAUGUAGGGGAGGCUGAGGAUGUUGGUCAUACGUCAAGCCAAGAUGAUGGCCAUACAACAGAUAGAGAGUUUGGUCAUACGUCAGAUAGAGAUGACAGUCGUACAUCUGACAAAGAUGUUGGGCAGACAUUCAGCAAAGAAGGUGGUCAGACAUCUGACACAGAUGUUGUUUUCUUGUACAGUGAGGCAUCCAACAAAGACUUUGUCUCUUCUGUGUUACAGAGUAGAUUAUCACAUGCACUUGAUCAGAGUGGUGCUAUUUCUAUCCCGGAUCAGAAUUGUGCUACUUCUAUCCCAGAUGAGAGUUGUGCUACUUCUAUCCCAGAUGAGAGCUGUACUACAUCUAUCCCAGAUCAGAAUUGUGCUACAUCUAUCCCUGAUCAGAAUUGUGCUACAUCUAUCCCAGAUCAGAAUUGUGCUACAUCUAUCCCAGAUCAGAAUUGUACUACAUCUAUCCCAGAUCAGAAUUGUGCUACAUCUAUCCCAGAUCAGAAUUGUGCUACAUCUAUCCCAGAUCAGAAUUGUGCUACAUCUAUCCCAGAUCAGAAUUUUGCUACAUCUAUCCCAGAUCAGAAUUGUGCUACAUCUAUCCCAGAUCAGAAUUGUGCUACAUCUAUCCCAGAUCAGAAUUGUGCUACAUCUAUCCCAGAACAGAAUUGUUCUACAUCUAUCCCAGAUCAGAAUUGUGCUACAUCUAUCCCAGAUCCCAGUGGUGCUAAACCUGUACCAGAUCAGAAGUGUGUUACAACUGUCAGUGAAAACAUUAAGCAGUUAAUACGGUGUAGACUUCAGAAGAACGGGAGUAAAGACAAAUGUGAUAAUGAAGAGGCUCCCUGUUUUGGCUCUAGUGUUGAAGCUCCAGCAGAAAGGGACUGUGCCUGUAAGCCUUAUAGCAGUUGUUCUUGUGGCACAGCUGCUGGUGAUAAACUAUCUACCUCAUUGGGUACUCAGGUAAUAGAUUUAACUGCAGAAACAACCAGUGCUCAUGACUUGGAGUUACAGCAUGAUUCUGGCGGCUCAGAUGGGCAGUCCUGUAUGACAGAUUUGGCGCCAUCUUUUAGGAAUGGGUCUGCAAGACUGGUUGAGACAGACAGUAGUGUGAUUACAGACAAGGAUGAAAACUUUGUGAAAAAUGGUUCCAGUGACAGUCUGCUUACAGGUUUCCCAGAGGAAAGCCUACCCCGUGGUGAUCAUAACCCGUACAUUAGUCUUUCAUCUGAUGAGGAUUGUUCUUACGACAUCUCACGUAGCCCACCACCCCCUCGGGAUGUUGCCCCCUCAGCCAGCAAAGCCCCUGAUGGUCAGGGUUUUGGUCUGUCUACCAGUGGGGCAUUCAGUAAUGUUGGUCAGGCAGAUAUUGUCUUUCUGCCUCAAGGGGGUUGCUUGAACUAUUCACAAGUGGCCUUUCUCUCAACAGCAGCAACAAGUUCUGAUUUGGCCAUUUUCUCAGGGCCAGUAGUAACAAGUUCUGAGAUGGCCUUUUUGCCAGGGCCAGUAGUAACAAGUUCUGAGGUGGCCUUUUUGCCAGGGCCAGUAGUAACAAGUUCUGAUGUGGCCUUUUUGUCAGGGCCAUCAACAACCGGCUCCGCUAUAUUUAAUGCUGGCAUUGAUGUCUCUGUUGCUAAUUUACAACACAUGGAUACUCAAUACACAGAUGCUGGUGGAUACUUUCAAAAUGUAGAAAUAAGAAACAAUACCCCCGUCAUAAGUCUGCUAUGUCCAGACAAUGGGAAUUUCUUGUUUAACUUGUUGAAUCAAAGUGUUCCGAGCUCAGGCAGUGCACCCACACACAGAACAGAUAUCAUUGUGAAUGAGAACAACGCUGACUCACAUGUUUACAUUAUCCUGAACUCUCUGGAUGGCCAACCCUUGAUGCAGCAUCAGACACAGGUGCUUGUAAAUAGCAGCUCUGAUAGUGGUGGACCUGUGGAUGGUCAACCCUUGAUGCAGCAUCAGACACAGGUUCUUGUAAAUAGCAGCUCUGAUAGUGGUGGACCUGUGGAUGGUCAGCCCUUGAUGCAGCAUCAGACACAGGUUCUUGUAAAUAGCAGCUCUGAUAGUGGUGGACCUGUGGAUGGUCAACCCUUGAUGCAGCAUCAGACACAGGUUCUUGUAAAUAGCAGCUCUGAUAGUGGUGGACCUGUGGAUUACUCACUUCAAGGCCCUGCUGGAGGCCCUAGCUCAAUGUUUGAGGUGAGUACCCAGCAGACCAGACAGCCAAAUGUAUUCUUUUUAUCUGGCAACCCACAAGUGCAGCCGACUUUAAACAAACGCAGGCCCAGAAAAUUAAAAAUGAUAAAAUCUCCAAAAAUUUCACCAGUUUCCAAUGGCUCUCAUGCUGGAUCUGUGGAACCCAAAAACUUAACUAUCAAUAGCCUGAAUAUCCUGACUGGUGAUGAUAAUGUGAUAAGUUCAGCCAAAGGUUCUGGGAUUAAUGAGCAAGUUCCUGCUGUAGUGGCACUGUUGGGAGAACAGACAGCAGCCAGUUCAACUUUAGAACCAGGCAACAUUAACAUAAGAAACUGUAAACCAUCAGGUUCUGUUGGGGCUUCACUCAACAUCCCAGAGUCCAGCCACAGGGACUCUCCAGCUGGGGAUGUUGGUGCUUCACUCAACAUCCCAGAGUCCAGCCAUGGGGACCCUCCAGCUGGGGAUGUUGGGGCUUCACUUAACAUCCCAGAGUCCAGCCACAGGAACCCUCCAGCUGGGGAUAUUGGGGCUUCACUCAACAUCCCAGAGUCCAGCCACGGGGACCCUCCAGCUGGUGAUGUUGGUGCUUCACUUAACAUCCCAGAGUCAAGCCACGGGGACCCUCCAGCUGGGGAUGUUGGCAGGUACAUGUCAGCACCAAAACAGAUGCCAUCAGGUACAGCAGCUAGCAGGUCGAGCCUUCGAAACAUCUCUGUCUUGAAACACAGCCAAUUCUUGCCUAAAGAUGGCGCCAGUCACAUUCCUGCUAGUGAUUCUCUGCAGCACAACCUUCACCCCACUGAGGCGUCAGCACCUGAGUGCCAGCCAGUGAGUUCAAGCAUGGCAGACAUUUCUGGUGUGGCCUGCAAGGUGGGUCCUCCCCUGCCUGUUGGCAGCUACAUCCUGUCACAGAAAGGGGAAAACCUUGUGAUUAAAAAAAUGAUUAAAACGCUACACAAGUCUGUAACAACACAGGAUGAUAGUUCUGUGGCUAUUGUGAAAUCAAAUGAGGGGAAAUGUUCCACUAGCAUACACCAGGUGAUAUCAAAUGAAAGGACACAUUCAACCAACAGCUCACAUGGAAAAUCAAAUGAAAAGACACAUUCAAACAACAGCUCACCUGGGAAAUCAAAUGACAAGACACAUUCAAACAGCUCACAUGUGAAAUCAAAUAGGAGGAAACAUUCAACCAACAGCUGCCCGGAGAAAUCAAAUGACAAAACACAUUCAAACAACAGCUCACAUGGGAAAUCAAAUGGGAGGAAACAUUCAGCCAACCGCUCACCUUUGAAACCAAACAAAGAGAAAUGUCCCACCAACACGCCUGUUGUGAAAUCAAAUAAAAAGAAGUAUUUUACCAAAGUGGAGGAAACUCAAGCAGAAAGAAAAUCUAUACAGGAAGGUAUAAAUACUGGUAAAUUGUUAACUCCCAAUAAGAAGACAUCACCUCAGCAGAGGGAACAUGUUGUAAUUAGUCAUCCUCAGCAAGAUGCAACAUUGCUGAAAAAAGAAUCAUCUUCAUUAUGUGAGGAAGACAAUACUGUGAGGACGACAGAUGAGAGAGAUGAAGCGUGUUGCAGCAUGCCUCCACCAGGUUUUCAAACCAAACACCCAUCAGACUGGAGUGUGGACGAUGUAGCUCAGUGGCUGACCCAUCAUGGUCUACAGCAGUUUGUGCCGCAUUUCAGCUCCAUGAAGGGUGAAGACCUCCUCAACCUUAAGAGACUUCAGACUGUCAAACCCAAAGAAUUUUUUCACCACAUGAUCUCAUUAGGGGAGCCAUUUUUCAGUGUAAUCAAGUUCUCCAGGUACCUGCGGCCCUUACACAGCUAA